UCUGAGCGAGGGUGUGAGUGAGUUGACGCUCAAGCUGAGCUCAUUAUUUCAGUUUACGGGUGACGUCGGUCUGCUCGAGGCGAAGGCUAACCGUUUUUAAUCAUGGCUGUGCGGCGGGCGUCGUGGGCGGAAGGGUUCGGGUACGAAAUGAAAUCACUUCAGGACUUGAUGAAUCAGAGAGGUGUAGAGGGCAUCCAGCAUCUCAACGACGAGUUUGGCGGCUUGCAAGAGUUGGCUCGCGGACUGAAGACGAACACAACGGAAGGUCUGUCUGGCGAUGAAGCCGAUCUGAGACACAGACGCGACAUGUACGGGGCGAAUGUGAUUCCGGCCAAGAAGGCCAAGAGCUUUCUCGAGUUGGCGUGGGAGGCUUUGCACGACUUCACACUCAUCGUACUGAUUGUCGCCGCAGCGAUUUCGAUUAUUCUUGGCCUCGUCGUCGAGAAGAAGAAGGAGACGGCGUGGAUUGACGGAUUUGCCAUACUCGUGGCCGUUAUAGUCGUCGUUCUCGUCACCGCCUUCAAUGACUACAGCAAGGAGUUACAGUUUCAGAGUCUGCAGAAGCAGAUAAAACAAGACCACCAGUUUGCAGUCCUUCGAAAUGGCGAGAUAGUUCGGAUACCUGUGACUGAAAUUGUGGUUGGUGAUAUUAUUUCGUUCAAGUAUGGAGAUGCACUGCCAACAGACGGCGUCCUCAUACAGGGGAAUGAUGUUCGGGUUGAUGAAUCUUCUAUGACAGGUGAAAACGACUACAUAAGAAAGGGUCCAAAUCGAGAUGUUAUUAUGUUGUCGUCUACCCGGGUGAUGGAAGGCAGUGGAAAGAUAUUAGUCUGUGCCGUAGGAAUUAAUUCUCAGGCAGGAAUCAUUUUCACUCUCAUCAACAAGGGUGGAGGUGGAAGAGUUGAGAAGGAUGAUUUGAAAAAGGAAGCGUCGGGCUCAGAUUCAUCGUCGUCAGCCGGUGAACUCGAUGAGCUAACAAAGAAGCGAGCAAGUGUGGCCAUAGUGAAGGAACAGGAAGACGUAACACACGAGAAAUCAGUUCUUCAGAACAAGCUCACCAAACUUGCUGUACAGAUUGGAUACUGUGGAACAAUAGCUGCACUGCUGUCGAUGUUUGUCAUUAUUCUGAGGUUUUGCAUAACAACGUACGUAGUUGAUGGCAAGAGCUGGGAGGGCCACCAUGCAGUGGAGAUCUUGGAAGGAUUUAUUAUCGGAGUGACCGUUCUCGUUGUUGCAAUACCAGAAGGGUUGCCAUUGGCCGUUACUAUUGCUCUCGCGUACUCGGUGAAGAAGAUGAUGUUAGACAACAACUUGGUGCGGCAUCUCCACGCGUGUGAGACGAUGGGUAAUGCGACCGCAAUAUGUUCCGACAAGACGGGAACUCUAACAACCAACAGGAUGACUGUAGUGCAGAGCUACUUGGGUAAGAACAGCCACGGCAAUAACAUCAAGAGAGAUGGGUUGGGCCAACAUCUUCUGCAUGUUCUAUGUGAUGGUGUUGCUAUCAACAGUGGAUACUCGUCACGUAUUCUGGAGCCAGAAAAGGCUGGUGAGUUUCCCAAACAGGCGGGGAACAAGACAGAGUGUGCAUUGUUGCAGUUUUGUAAUUCUCUUGGUGGUGACUAUGAACAGAUCAGAGAACAACACACCGAGGAAACAUUCACAAAGGUCUUCACUUUCAAUUCCAUGCGCAAAUCAAUGACGACCGUGAUCCCUCUUCCCGAUGGACAGGGAUAUCGUGUUUUCACCAAGGGAGCAUCAGAGAUUGUUCUCGGGAUGUGUUCGUAUAUUCUCGGUGCUAAAGACGAGCUUUACCCGUUGUCGAGAGUAGAGCGAAGGUAUAUUGUGGGAACAGUGGUUGAAACAUUGGCAAAACAAGGUCUAAGGACUCUCUGUUUGGCGUACAAGGAUGUGUCUCCUGAUGCCAUUACUUCUGAUGAAAUUUGGGAUGACGAGCUUUGGGUGACGUCCGACCUGGUUUGUAUCGGUAUUGUGGGAAUCGAAGAUCCGGUGAGAGAUGAGGUUCCUGCAGCGAUCGAGAAGGUUCAGAAUGCAGGCGUGACCGUCCGAAUGGUUACUGGCGACAACAUCAACACGGCACAAGCGAUCGCGACCAAGUGCGGCAUUUUACUACCGUCUGAUAACAAGGAGUUGGCCGUCUUGAGCGGUAAAGAGUUCAACAAACGAGUCUGUGGAGCCGACGGAGAAGUAGACCAAGAACGGAUGGACGCUGUAUGGCCGACUCUUCGGGUUUUGGCGAGAUCGUCGCCAGAAGAUAAGCACACACUCGUGACCGGAAUCAUCAAGAGCGAGCUAAGCAAGCACAGAGAAGUGGUUGCUGUGACUGGCGACGGUACAAACGACGGACCUGCACUGAAGGCGGCAGAUGUCGGUUUCGCUAUGGGCAUCGCCGGAACCGACGUCGCCAAGGAAGCUUCCGAUAUCGUCCUCACAGACGACAACUUUGCUAGUAUCGUGAAGGCCGUCAUGUGGGGCAGAAACGUGUACGAUUCUAUUGCCAAAUUCAUCCAGUUCCAGCUCACUGUCAACGUCGUCGCUGUCACUCUCGUCUUCAUAUCGGCUUGUACCAUCCAACACGUGCCCUUGACUCCCAUUCAGAUGCUCUGGGUCAAUCUCAUCAUGGACUCACUCGCCUCCUUGGCUCUCGCCACCGAACCACCGACCGAAGAGCUCCUCACUAGAAAGCCGUACGGUCGAACGAAGCCUCUCAUAUCUCGCACGAUGUUCAGGAAUAUCGCUAUGCACUCCAUAUUUCAGUUGGUCGUCGUCUUUGUUCUUGUGUUUGCUGGUGCCGAACUGUUCAACAUCGAUUCUGCCAUCGAUCGAGCCGACGACGACAAAGAGCCGACACAACACUUUACGAUCGUAUUUAACACGUUCGUGAUGAUGCAGAUAUUCAAUGAGAUAAAUGCCCGGAAGGUACACGGAGAGAGAAACGUGUUCAAGGGCAUUAUGAACAACCGUUUCUUCGUAGUGAUAAUCAUGGGAACGAUGGCAUUGCAGAUUUUGAUUGUUGAAUACGGCAGCGUUGCUUUUAGUACGAAAUCUUUGACUGCAGAUCAAUGGCUGUGGUGUGUGUUUCUGGGUAUGGCGUCAUUGGUUUGGGGUCAGGUUGUCAUUACAGUUCCGAAGCAUCCCAUGCCUCAGUUUGGAAAGCAGACGAAGGAUCUUGCCGAUGAUGACGUCGACACAGUGAGGGAUGCGAAGAUCCUCUGGAUGAGAGGAUUGUGGAGGUUGCAAGCUCAAAUUCGUGUUGUGCAUGCAUUCCGUGCCGCUAUCGAGUCCCAACACACGCCCAAAAGUGGUUCCCUGAGGAAAUCAUCAGACCUAAUGUAUCCGUCUCAAUUGCACACGAAACUGCGUGAAGCUCAAGCACUUGAGGAAGGGACACGUGAUAGUAGUGCAGAUGUGGGCGGCACCUCGAAUGAUUCUUUUCGAUCCAGCGAGCCCCUUGUUGAUAUUAGAGUUCACGACGACAUGAUAGGCUCGUCUGCGACUUCACUAAAGCUCAACAGUGUGAAAACUGAAACUGAACUGUAAGUAGGAAUAGGUAUUGUUGACAUGUUGUAGCUUGCUGCAUGUAUUGGUUACUGUUCUGAAAUUGGCAUCUGUAGUCAAUGGAGGCAAUAAAUUAUGAAUCGCCUUUCUGUCA
Corticium candelabrum is the source of this 3673-nucleotide messenger RNA. Its product is annotated as plasma membrane calcium-transporting ATPase 3-like. Gene Ontology annotation, biological process: regulation of cytosolic calcium ion concentration; calcium ion transmembrane transport. Lineage: Eukaryota; Metazoa; Porifera; Homoscleromorpha; Homosclerophorida; Plakinidae. Gene Ontology annotation, molecular function: ATP hydrolysis activity; P-type calcium transporter activity; ATP binding. The record is from RefSeq and is a predicted model, not a curated record. Gene Ontology annotation, cellular component: plasma membrane; intracellular membrane-bounded organelle. The transcript is spliced from 8 exons. Bases 103 to 3561 code for a protein of 1152 amino acids.